AUGGAGCAGUCACAGAUUGAAUACAGCCACACAAGGAAUUCACAAGGCUACUUUAUGUCCGUGUGUGAUAUUAGCAUCCCUCUUUCCAGCAUUACACUGGGAAUUUUAAACGUCACUGCUCAAAUAUUUCCAAAUGGUACAAACAGUUCUUAUGGACUAAGCUCAAACAACUAUAUACCCAUAGAACCACCAGAUAUACCACCUGUUAUAUUGAUCAACCAACAACCAACCACUAACACGACGGUAACUAUACAAGAAGGUGACAACAUUACACUUAGCUGUAGAAUAGUUGGUGGAAACCCAAAUACUGGAAAUAUUUCUCUAACGUGUGGUUUCAACAGUAGCGUAUCAGAAGGCAACCUUGUACAUCUAGUUUUAGGAAAAGUUUUCAGGGAAAGAAAUGGAGAAAUAUAUAAAGCAAUGGUAACAAGUUUCUCCAUCAUUGGUUCAAAUAAAACCACAAUUGAAGUAAAAAAUGAAAGCGUUGUAGCUUUUCAAUGUGAAGCGGACGGAAACCCAAAACCUGUAAUAACAAUUGGGAACGAAAGAAAAGUGUAUGCGACAGACUCUGGAAUGUUGAGUACUUUAAUGGCCUGUGAAGAUGGAGGCGAUUAUUUUUGUAAGGCAACCAACGGUUUUCCAACAGACCAGGAACCACAGCACAAGUACAAUACGACAGUCUAUGUUUUCUGUCCUCCACAGCUAAAGACUAAAGAUGUACAACUCGAUGUAUAUUACGAAGCGAAGGGAAAUAACUUUUCAAAACAUCUACUUCUUUUCGGAUACCCUGCACCCGAGAUUUUCGUUAUUUAUAAACUAAAUGCCACAACAAAGCUCAAUGCUGUGAUACCACUAAAUAAAUAUGAUGACUUAAACAUGAUGUCCAGUAAUGGAAAUAGAAUUUCACUAUUAUUUUCUUAUCAGGAUAUACCAUAUGGAGAUUUGCAUAUUGCAGUUAACAGUUUGAUAGCAACCGAUUUCACCAGCUAUAAGAUUUAUAUUUCAAACAAUGUUACUAGAAAUUUGCUAGAGUAUAGUUUUGAAAUUAAAGAAAUUGAGGAAAAUUCAAAUGACGUCAUUGCGGCAUCAGUUGGUGGAACACUGGCUGCUGUUGUGCUUAUUGUUGUGUGUAUAUUAGCCAUAGUUCAACGUCGUAACAUUCUUGAUAAAAUACAGACCAUUGUGUAA
Physella acuta is the source of this 1188-nucleotide messenger RNA. RefSeq lists its product as uncharacterized. Gene Ontology annotation, molecular function: cell adhesion molecule binding. Gene Ontology annotation, cellular component: plasma membrane; cell-cell junction. Gene Ontology annotation, biological process: cell-cell adhesion. The record is from RefSeq and is a predicted model, not a curated record. Lineage: Eukaryota; Metazoa; Mollusca; Gastropoda; Physidae.